AUGAACAAAAGGAAUUUCUAUGAAAACUUCAAGAAAAUAUAUAAUCAUGUUCAAGGAGUGAAAACGGUUACAAACUUUCAGGCUACUGGGACUCUAACACCUUUGGAAUUUGUUGAGGCGGGAGAUGAAUUGGUACAGAAAAUGCCUGUAUGGGCGUGGGCAGAAGGUGAUGAAAAGAUUCAGCCCUUUCUUCCUCCCAAAAAAAAAUAUCUGGUUUACCGUGGUGCCCCUUCUUACGAACGAGCUCCUGAUAUUGAACAUGUUAAAGAUAAUGAAAUCGAGGGUGAUGACGGUUGGGUUACAACUCACGCUUCUCAUAAAUCAAGCAAUGUCGCCUCAUCAGUACCUGAAAAAGUUAUUAAUUGGGAUGAAGAAGAUGAGGAUGAAGAAAAGGAUCAAGAUCAGGCUGACGAUACGGAAGAACGACGAUGUCGGUUGUAUGAUGUUUACAUGGUUUAUGAUCAAUACUAUCAAACACCACGUAUUUUCCUUAUUGGUUAUGCUGAAGAUCAUACUACGCUUCUUACUAAAGAAGAAAUGAUGCAAGACGUUUAUGCGUCAAAUCGAGAAAAAACUGUUUCAAUUGAUCCACAUCCUUUUUUAAAAGCAGCAUGCAUCAGUAUUCACCCUUGUCGCCAUGCUGAAACUAUGAAAAGAUUGCUUCAACAUAUGAAACGCCGUUUUGAGGCCUCCCAACCAAGUGAUAAGGAAAAGGAGGAAUUCAUUUUUCCUACCCAUAUGGCUUUGUUUCUCUUUCUGAAAUUUGUUUCCUCCGUCAUUCCAAGUAUUGAGUACGACCUUUCCAUAGGCAUCGAUAUAUAG
Messenger RNA from Trypanosoma theileri, 822 nucleotides. RefSeq names its product putative autophagocytosis associated protein. Gene Ontology annotation, biological process: autophagy of mitochondrion; nucleophagy; autophagosome assembly. The transcript has a single exon. Gene Ontology annotation, molecular function: Atg8-family ligase activity. Gene Ontology annotation, cellular component: cytoplasmic ubiquitin ligase complex; cytosol. The record is from RefSeq and is a predicted model, not a curated record. NCBI's taxonomy places the organism in Eukaryota, Euglenozoa, Kinetoplastea, Trypanosomatida, Trypanosomatidae. The coding region runs from base 1 to 822 and encodes 273 amino acids.